This is a messenger RNA of Procambarus clarkii (red swamp crayfish), 6509 nucleotides long. RefSeq lists its product as uncharacterized. The record is from RefSeq and is a predicted model, not a curated record. Gene Ontology annotation, cellular component: membrane. Gene Ontology annotation, molecular function: G protein-coupled receptor activity. Gene Ontology annotation, biological process: cell surface receptor signaling pathway; G protein-coupled receptor signaling pathway. Lineage: Eukaryota; Metazoa; Arthropoda; Malacostraca; Decapoda; Cambaridae.
AUACGCGUCUCAGUCCAUUGUAAAGUGUCGCCCAUGACUGGUCGAUCAUUUUAAACACAGGACUGGUUGAUAUACUACGCGGUGUACACAGGACUGGUUGAUAUACUACGCGGUGUACACAGGACUGGUUGAUAUACUACGCGGUGUACACAGGACUGGUUGAUAUACUACGCGGUGUACACAGGACUGGUUGAUAUACUACGCGGUGUACACAGGACUGGUUGAUAUACUACGCGGUGUACACAGGACUGGUUGAUAUACUACGCGGUGUACACAGGACUGGUUGAUAUACUACGCGGUGUACACAGGACUGGUUGAUAUACUACGCGGUGUACACAGGACUGGUCCAUUACGGUGUGCACAGGACGGGUAAACUUCGGUAUAGACAGGACGGGUCCAUUUCCGUGUCUACAGGACGGGUCCAUUACGGUGUCCACACCCAGCUUGACAGCUAAGAGCCCGCUGAUAUAAUGUCCCAACUGAAGCCAACAGGUCUAAGCUUCGCAGUGCCUGAUAGACAGUACUAUGUGUAUGUGAGCAGUGGCGUGUAAGAAGCAAGGGACAUGUCAUGGAAAAUAUGGACGUGUAACAACCGAGUUGAAGAGACAGCUGGACGCGGGGUUCCCCCACACAGGCUCAGGGUAGGGCACGGACCACAGGUACCGGAGCUGAGGCGUAACUCAGUAAGGUGCAGCGACUGAGAGUCGAAGGAGAGGCAGACGAGUAAGUGGGACAGCCAUAAUCCCCUUUAAGAGAACGCCGUGGAAAUAAAGGAGCGUGCGUCUAAUAGCUCUCCAGGAAGUAUGGGCAGGACUUUAAAUUCCGAACCCGCCACUCAAAAAAUUCCAAAUCCGCCAACAUCAGCUGUCGCCGCCCCUCUGCACCAAGGUGCUCGUCAGCACCACCACUGGCCGCCACACGCCGCCGCCCUCAGAGCUGCCAAGGGAGCAGCGGCGCGCGGGUGGCAGCCUCAGAGUCCAGUGUGCUGGAAACAUUGCUUGAUCUACACAUUCAUAAUCACAAGAAUACUUCUUAAGCAGUUCUUCGCAUUCACCACAUAACUUCUAUAUAGCGUGGAGGAUAAUACGCAAGAACACAAAUGUGACACACUAUAAAUUAAGAGUUAAUACUUCUUAAAGAGCAAUAUUUUAAGAGAUGACUUUUCAGUGAGAGGGAUCAGAUUCCUGAGCUCAUUGUGCGCCUCUCAAACCUAUUCCACCACUGUUCGUAGAAUGGAUAUGAGUUGUUUAAGAAAUGAAGACCUUGGAAAACCCCCACGAGAGUUCAAAGGGAUCAGAGAGAAUAAGAAACAAUGACAACAAACGGGGCCGUUCUUAGGUAAAGUAACUGUACCCACAGCUGAAAGGAGGCGAUGCCACACUUUACCCACUACAGAAACACUUGAGGUGGUGGUGUGUUGACGGGAUGACACGGCAAGGUCCACCAACCACGGCAAGGUCCACCAACCACGGCAAGGUCCACCAACCACGGCAAGGUCCACCAACCACGGCAAGGUCCACCAACCACGGCAAGGGCCACCAGCCAAGGCAAGGCCCACCAGCCACGGCAAGGUCCAACAACUACGGGUGAGGAGUGGUUGAGCUGGCUAGCCGGGUCGUGGAGCCUCCUUACACCUGCAGGUCAGCGCACACUCCUUCACUAGGAGAGGAUGAGUGGCGCAUCACGUGAGAGGAGAGGCAGGUGGAGGCGAGUGUUGGGGUUGCUGCCCUACGCAAUAUUGCUGGUAGUGGUCCCCACCCCGGCCAGCGCUCCCCUCACGCAGCUCAACAGUAACCAACACGCUGAUAACGCAGAUAACAGUGAGGGCUGCACGCUGUGUUACUCUCGUGAUGCUGCGCUGGGUCUUGGUCGACAUGGGAAGCCAACAGUACCGCCCGCACUGUGUAGUGAGGGUAACUGUGCACGAGACGACGAUGAUGGUUUUAAUGGUGAUUUGGGUAUAGCUGGUAAUGGUGACCUUGAUAAAGAUGAUAUUAAUAGUGAGGCCAGUGAGAAUUCUAGCCAUGAUCUCGUAUCUGGCGUUGUAGGUGGAACAGAAGAACUCCUCGGAUUAAAAAGUGAAUUUGCUGAAAAAGAAAAUGAGAGCGACUUAACACCAGGGCCAAGAACGACAUUGGGUUUGAGUAAGCCUCUAUUGCUUUCUGGCCACCAAGGCACCCAGAUAGCCUCUCCUGGUGACCAUGGCGGUGAUGACAGCCUCUUGGUGAGAGCCUCCAACGAAGCGGCGCCACACCACAACUAUGAAGGUACUAUAAGGUCUAUUCAAGCUCACCCUAAGGUUUCUCAGAUCUCCGAGCCACCGGGUGACCUCCCCCACGUGUCUGGACGAUACCCCCUGCGACCACCGGGUGAUAACACCACACGCGAUAGUCGUAUGGAGGGUACACAGGGUGGACACAGCAAACACACGAAGGAUACACAGGGCGGACAAAGCAACUAUAUGGAUGAUACACAAAGGAGACGAAGCCACAUGCUAAGUAAACAAAACUAUCUGGGAACCAAUAAGCAAAGAUCGCGAGGCCGCGAAACGGAUUCAUCAUUAGAAAGGCAGCAACGGGUAGUGAGGAGAGCAGAGAAGACUCAGCAGCCACAAGACUCGGCAGCACAACCAGCAGAAAUGCGGCCAGCAAACUGCACGUCAGCGCCCUCUUGCUCCGGACAACAGCCGGAACUCGGGGCAAGGUAUCCGUGCAGCUGCGACGCCCACUGUCACGUCUAUGGCGAUUGCUGCCAGGGGGUCCAGACGCCCCUACACCAGACCACGCCCACCACCCUCUCCCCAUCCUUCUUCACCUGCAGCAGCCUCACGCCCUCCGCUCACCGCAUGUGGGCCACUCCCAAGAUGGUGUACAUGGUGGGGCGGUGCCCCGCAGAGACGGAGCCUCAGCUGGCGGCCAAGUGUGCACGGACUGCUCCUGCUACCUAUCUCAUGGACAUUCCCGUCUUCUCCAACGCUUCUGGGGUCGUUUACAGCAAUGUCUAUUGCUCGAAAUGUCACCACGACUUCCGUAUAGAGAGGAUGAAUGUGAGCAUCACUUGUUCUCUGAACAUAACGUCUGCGGCUGAACUGGCCAACAUGACUUACCAUCCCGGGCAGCUGAGGUGGACCCUGGCAAACAGUGAGGGCGAAGAGGUGCCGAGUGGGAUACCUGUGUUGCACUCUCAACCAUCUAUGUCUUGCUUGUUGGAUGUAAAUUAUCCCGAAACUGUGGGUCGUAGGUGUGAGGAGACAGUCAACUCGUGCAAGGUGGAUUGGCCCGAUAAGGAAAAUUGGCAGCGAUGCUCGUCGUACAAUUAUUACGUGGAGGUGAACGAUAUCGUGUACAAAAACUGGGACUGCGCCAUUUGUAAUGAGGAAGAAGAGGGUGACAUUCAGUGUCUUUACAAGUACCCAAUCAUUGACGACCUUGACCUACGCAUAUUUGCGCAACCGCCUUCUCUGAUUGACCUUUUCAUCAUUGACGGUGAGUGUGAGGACAGUCAGGUAUGGGAUAUCCUGCACCAUCGCUGUGAAGAUGUCUCCUGCGGCUUUCUCUUCACCUUGGUUGACGGCAAAUGUUUGAGGAACAACAAGACAGUUGAUGGUCGUCCUUACCUCAACAUAUCCUGCUAUACGAGAGAUUUUAACCGUGACUACAGUGUCAUGUUUCCAAACCAGAGUAUCUACCUCAACCACACAGAAAAAACAUACGACUUGGGAGAAUAUGAGUUUAACAGCUCGUGGAUUAGAGUGUGUCGUCCGGAAGGUCGCUGGACUCCAGUCAUGAACAAGAUAUCGGCAGUUCUCAUCUCCAUCUCGCUGGUAUGUAUGUUCUUGCACAUGAUCAUAUUUCUGGCACUCCCAAAAAGACGCAACAUUCCCAGUAUGAAUCUCUUUUCUAUGACUGUUUCUCUAUUUAUCACCGAAUUCAUAUUUGUAAAUUUCUUUCACAUGAAUCAAAACUACACUUCUUGCGUUAUCAUUAGUGUAAUGAUUUAUUACUUUCUGAGUGCCUCUUUCCUCUGGAUGAAUGUCAUGAGCAUUGAUAUCUGCAGAACCUUUCUCUCAAGAACAUACAAGAUGAAGUCUCGUUCAGUUUUCUUUCAGUAUUCAAUAUACGCAUGGUCUGUGCCGCUAGUUGGAUCUCUGACAGCUGUCUCCGUAAACCAGUUGUCCUCACCUGAGUUCCUUCUAACGCCACAGUUUGGAACGGACGUGUGCUGGUUCAACAACAAAUGGGGACUAGUGGCAUUCUUUACCCUACCGUCUAGCCUAGUGAUACUGAGCAACGUUAUGUUGUAUGCAAUGUCAGUAUACAGUAUAUACAAACAAAUGAAGUCCGGAGAGUUUGCCUCGUCGACAAUACAUAAAAGCAGCAGCCAGCAGGGGAAUGGGAAGAAAAAAGAAAAGUUUCUGAAGUCUUCUAACGUUGAAGUUGGGGAAAGAAUGUUAAAUGUAAAGAGUAAUGAAGAGUCCGGUUCACCGAGAUGCGCUGAACGUAUAAAAGAGAGAAUUCACAGGAGAAUCGUAGCCCACAAAAAACAACGGAUACGACUGGUACUUUACUGCAAGUUGGCCCUCAUGAUGGGUUUAACUUGGGUGUCUGCUUUCCUUUCACUUCAUACCCUCAGUAUUGUCUUUGAGUAUCUUUUCAUUGUAUUUAAUGGACUUCAAGGAACUUUCAUUUUCAUUGCUUUUGACUGUAAGCAAAAAGUGUGGUAUGAAAUUCGUCAGAAAAUUGCUAGCAUGAAAAAAUUCCAGCCUGACAGCACCAGCAGCUCAUUCACCACCAAGUCCACGUCGCUAAGGACGUCUUCAGACAGGGGCUACAAAUAUCGAUGGUCCUCGAGUCGACGCCAGGAUGGAAGCCGCAAGCACUCAUCAGUGUCCGGUAACCAAAGUGAGUCGCAGAUCUUACAAAGUAAAAAUGAGAGUAACGUUUAAACAGUUCAACAGAUCGCUCCGAGUUACCCAACAGUUACAUGGGAUUUUAUGAGCUUAAAAUAACAAAUCAAAAUCGAACACAAAAUUUGCAUCUACGUAAAGCCAGAGAAAUAGUUUGUAUUUAAACAAAAAAUGAAGAGACGCAGAGACAGAUUUUAGAGAACAUAAUGGAAGCUGCAGAAGGCCUUUUGGACCAUACGAGGAGUUCAAGAUGUAUAUAUGAAAGAAUGCAAGGACUGUUUUAAGAAAAAUUCUACAUUUAUCUUGAAAAAUUCAACAUAAAUUUAUGGAAGGCUGUGCGCUGGUCAACAAGAGACCAGCUGUUGGUGUAUCCCAAAGAGAGAGGUCAGCAAGAGACCAGCUUUUGGUGUAUCCCAAAGAGAGAGGUCAACAAGAGACCAGCUGUUGGUAUAUCCCAAAGAGAGAGGUCAACAAGAGACCAGCUGUUGGAGUUUCCAAGAGAGAGAGAGAGAGAGAGAGAGAGAGAGAGAGAGAGAGAGAGAGAGAGAGAGAGAGAGAGAGAGAGAGAGAGAGAGAGAGAGAGGGGGGGGGGGGGGGGGAGGUCAGUGAGACCAGUUGUUAAAGGUAAACAACACGAACGUUCAAAACAAGGAGAGUUUACCCAAAUUUAGGGAUUAUGUGGAUAGUAUUUAUUUUGUCCAAGAACAGCAAAAUUUAUAUAUAGCCAUUCGAAAAAUAUUUUAAUUAUAUACAAAUUUUCAUAAUUCUCUUUUAAACAUUUGUCAUUGAUAUUAUCUUUCAUACAUAUUUACAUAUUUUUAAUAUAUGCUGCUCACAAAAAAACGAACAUUUUAUAUCAUCAUCAUCAUCAUCAUCAUCAAAUCGUAUCAUCACUUCUAAAUGCUAGGCGUCAUCAACUUCAAUGUGUUGUAUCCUGUCUGCCACAAAUCCUUAUCAUGCGGCGUUUGUAUUCUGAAUAAUUACUGUCUAUGCUUGUUGUUUACAUGUAGGAUGUCUGGGUCUUCAGUGAACAGGCAGAAUAUUAUCUAAUAUCUCUAGUCUAAGUCACCAAGUAGGCAACACUGGCCAGCAGUGUCUUGGUGGACCCAGGGUUUUCACGGGACCCCUGACAUUGGAGCCAUUGAGAAAUCUUAGGAGGACGGACUGUCCUGAAAGAGGACAACUGGUAACCGGCUACUGAAAGCCGGGGUCCAAGAGCUAAUGCUCGCUCUACUAACAUAUAUAUAUUACUACACACACACACACACGUGUACACACGUUACCUAAGCAUGUGUGUUACUAGACUACAUAUUGUGGGGUAGAAAUAGCCUAAGCUACUGUAUCCCUUUGAGAUGUAUUUAUUGCUUAUCUCAAUAAACAUACUUGAACUUGAACUUGACUACAUAUUGCCAUAAUCAUGAAUAAAGGAUAUAUUUCCAAUGUGCUUUGCCAUUGUAAACAUGCAGAGAUAAUUUCGACAUAAUUUCCGUGUUCCGGUAACACCAAUGUAACUACUGUAUGACGCCGGGUUAACCCGUGUAAGACUGAUUAAGGCAUUAAGACCUAAAUGUAAUUACCAAAUUAUUAAUAAAAGAUAGUCAUU